Molecule: messenger RNA, 237 nt
Organism: Eremomyces bilateralis CBS 781.70
Lineage: Eukaryota; Fungi; Ascomycota; Dothideomycetes; Eremomycetales; Eremomycetaceae
Exons: 4
Coding region: 1-237 (78 amino acids)
Source: RefSeq, a predicted model, not a curated record
AUGCGCCACAUCUGGGUGCAAGUCUUCGAGGCCUGGGCUGUUACCCGCCUCCUAAGAAGCCCGACGUUCCAUCGCGCCGUCGGAAGCGUGCACAAAGGUAUCCGACGAGUCAUCCACGGCAAACCGAUGGAAGAAAUGGGUGGCACAAAUAUCGACCGACCAUCGUUCUUGAACCAUUUCGCCGAUGAGGUGAAGCGCCAGAUCAGAGACGGAACUCGAGAUCAGAAGAGGCUUUGA